Andrographis paniculata is the source of this 1198-nucleotide messenger RNA. Its product is annotated as zinc-finger homeodomain protein 9-like. Gene Ontology annotation, biological process: regulation of DNA-templated transcription; regulation of developmental process. NCBI's taxonomy places the organism in Eukaryota, Viridiplantae, Streptophyta, Magnoliopsida, Lamiales, Acanthaceae. The transcript has a single exon. Bases 175 to 1047 code for a protein of 290 amino acids. Gene Ontology annotation, molecular function: DNA-binding transcription factor activity; transcription cis-regulatory region binding. The record is from RefSeq and is a predicted model, not a curated record. Gene Ontology annotation, cellular component: nucleus.
CAUCAUCAUCAUCAUCAUCUGCAUACAUACACACACACAGCCAUUUUUCUCCACUGAUUCUUCUUCAAUUCAAUUCUCUCUUCCCCAGAAACCCUAAUCCCCAAAGUUUCAGAAUUCUGGAAUACGAAUCAAUCUAAUCCUGUUUAUGUUGUUUGCACAGCUCGAUCAGCUGCCAUGGACGCCACCGCCGCCGGUAAUUCGACUGUCAAGACGCCCGAGGCUGAAUCGGAAACUCCGACGCGGAUCCAGCCGUCUUUUGGGAACGCCAACGGUGUGCUGAAGCGGCACGCGCCGCAGCACCUACACCCUCCGGUGGUGGUGACGUACAGAGAUUGCCUCAAAAACCACGCCGCGUCCAUCGGCGGCCACGCCGUCGACGGAUGCGGCGAGUUCAUGCCUUCCCCCGGCUCCGACCCCGCCGACCCUACGUCGCUCAAAUGCGCGGCGUGCGGCUGCCACCGCAACUUCCACCGGCGCGAGCCGGACGAGGCGGCGCUCGCGGCGGCAAUGGAGUUCAGGUCUCUCCAUCGCCACCAGCCGCCGCAGCCUCCGGCGCGCCGCGGCGACAGCGGCAGCAGCCCGAACAAUUCUCCUUCGCCGCCUCCGAUCUCGUCGUCGUUCUACCCGUCGGCGUCGCACAUGCUCCUCGCCCUCAGCCAUGGCGCCUCCGCGCCGCAUCCGGAGAGCAAUCCGCCGAUUUCUCCGGCGAUUAACGCCGCCUCCGCACCGCGGUUCAAGUCCAACAGCCGGAAGCGGUUCCGCACCAAAUUCACUCAAAAUCAGAAGGACAAAAUGCUGGAAUUGGCUGAGAAAGUCGAUUGGAAAAUGCAGAAGAAGGACGAAGACCUGAUUAACGAAUCCUGCGCCGAAAUUGGGGUUGAGAGAGGCGUUUUCAAAGUAUGGAUGCACAACAACAAGAACACCCUCGGCAAAAAGGACAACCACCAUCCUCCCGCCGGAAAUGGAGCCAACCACAGCGUCGCCGCCGCCGGCGACUCCUCCCAAUACCCCCGCGACGGUACAAACGGAUCUUCUUCUUCUUCCUGAUCUGAUUAAUUAAUUAAUUAAUUAUUAGAAUAAGAAUUCUAGGCAGAAACAGAGAACUGAGCUGAGUUGAUCUGAGCUGAGCUGAGGCAUCGAUUUGUUCCUUUAAUUUCAAACUUCUGUAGGUUUUGUUUCCUGAUCAUCUUCUUCUUCA